AUGGCAGCUGUUUCAAUGAAUGAAUUACCAAAAUCUCAGGUUCAAGAGUUGAUCUGCUCUUAUGCAGUUUUGACAUUAUCAGACGGUGGCGUUCCAAUUACAUCUGAAAACAUCAAGAAGAUUAUUUCUGCAGCUGGUGGAAGCGUUGAACCAUAUUUCCCAGGUUUAUUCGCUCAAGCUUUGUCUACUACUAAUGUCAGUGACAUCGUUGCAAGCUGUGGAGCUGCUUCAGUUGCUGUACCAGCUGCUGGUGGUGCAGGCGCAUGUGCUGCUCAAGAUUCUGGAGCUUCAGCUGCUGUUGAUGACAAGAAGAAGAAGGAGGAAGAAGAAGAAGAAGAAGGUGAUUUAGGUUUCUCAUUGUUCGACUAA
Messenger RNA from Cryptosporidium ubiquitum, 369 nucleotides. RefSeq names its product acidic ribosomal protein P1. The transcript has a single exon. Gene Ontology annotation, molecular function: protein kinase activator activity; ribonucleoprotein complex binding; structural constituent of ribosome. Gene Ontology annotation, cellular component: ribosome; cytosolic large ribosomal subunit. NCBI's taxonomy places the organism in Eukaryota, Apicomplexa, Conoidasida, Eucoccidiorida, Cryptosporidiidae. The record is from RefSeq and is a predicted model, not a curated record. Gene Ontology annotation, biological process: translational elongation; cytoplasmic translation. Bases 1 to 369 code for a protein of 122 amino acids.